Messenger RNA from Microdochium trichocladiopsis, 592 nucleotides. RefSeq lists its product as uncharacterized. The transcript is spliced from 2 exons. The record is from RefSeq and is a predicted model, not a curated record. Lineage: Eukaryota; Fungi; Ascomycota; Sordariomycetes; Xylariales; Microdochiaceae. Bases 1 to 465 code for a protein of 154 amino acids.
AUGGUCCAGUCGUCUUUCGACGAGAAUAUCGAUUUCCAGAACUGUCACAUGCCAUUUCCUUUGGAAACAUUAUCGAGAAUGGAAAUGGGACUUCGGCAAGCUCCGCCGUCGAAAGAUCGACAGGGACGCGGGGGCCGGGGGAGCAGCCGUGGCGAUCAAGCGUACGCAACAGUGCGUUCCGCCUGCAGUGGUCUCUUUGGAACAGACAACGGACCGAAUCCUCCUGGCGCACGUUCGUCGACAAGUGUCACAGAGUCCUUGUACCCACUCUUGGCUACUGCCUCCGAGGGCAUUCCCACGCGAGCCCAUCACCCAGGCACAGGGUUGAAGUCCUAUAAGAAGCAGCGCCAAAAGGGGCAGGUCAGACAGGCCGCUUCUGCGGUGUUAUUGGCUGGACGGGAAACGGCAAGCGUCGUACUACUGCCCCCUGAAUCCACAGCCGGCCGCCUGGGCAAGUCUUGUUAGUGCGCAGCAAAUGGAAAACAAAUCCAAGAGCACAAAGAUCUGCCUGGGGACACAAAGUCGAGGUGAAACGAGCACAAGGUUCCAGCAGGCGCGAACGCAUUUCCUGUGCUUCGGCUCAUAACACCAC